AAAAUUGAUAAGAGGAAAACAAAAAUAAGAAAAAAGUAUAGCGCUGAGAGGCUUUCAUUCUGAGUGAAUAAAAUGUCGCAAAUUUUUGAAUCUCAAACUCUAAAUUUUGUUGGUUGAUUUUCAACUGUUAUGGCCGAUUUUGUUACACAGAGGAGAAUCACUGUAAGAAACCACCACGGUGAAAAUCUGGUUGGUAUAUUACACAAUGCAUUUUCCACAGCACUUGUUAUUGUUUGCCAUGGUUUUCAAUCUUCCAAGGAAAGGAUUCCCAUGGUGAACAUUGCUGCUGCUCUGGAAAAAAAUGGAAUCAGUGCCUUCCGCUUUGACUUCGCCGGAAAUGGGGAAAGUGAAGGUUCAUUCCAGUAUGGUAACUACUACAGAGAAGUUGAAGACCUGCGAGCUAUAGUCCAACACUUCCGUGAGGAGAAAUAUGCAGUUACCGCAAUUGUUGGUCAUAGUAAAGGGGGUAAUGUGGUUCUGCUAUAUGCCUCAAAAUAUAAGGAUAUUGAUACGGUUGUCAAUAUAUCUGGCCGAUUUAACCUAGCCAGAGGAAUGGAGAGUCGCUUGGGCGAAAAUUUUGUACAAAGGAUCAAGCAAGAUGGAUUUAUAGAUGUUAAAAAUAAAAGAGGGAAGAUUGUGUUUCGAGUUACUGAAGAAAGUUUAAUGGACCGUUUAAACACUAUAACCCAUCUGGCCUGCUUAUCAAUCCCUGAAAAUUGCAGAGUGUUGACAGUUCAUGGAUCCAUGGAUGAAACUGUACCGGCAGAAGAUGCUUUAGAGUUUGCUAAGUUCAUAUUGAAUCAUGAACUGCACAUCAUAGAAGGGGCUGAUCAUGAAUAUACUUAUCAUCAAGAUGAAUUGACCAGCUUAGUUUUGGGUUUUAUCAAGUUUCAUAAUGAUAAGGAAAACAAUACAUCUAAGCAGACACGAUUUGGAAGAGUAGAUAAACUUAUCCAUUCUCGAUUCUAGUCCUUGUAGAAUAUGCUGACGCGGUACCUCAUUUUAAUAUAUCCUACUUACAAAUAAAAAUGGAGAGACUCGUCUUGUUUUCUCACUUCUCAAGUGCCCACCAAGCCAAUAAUUAUUGGCUGUCAGAGUUCAAGAAAAUCAACCAAUAUUGGCCAAGUUUCUCAUUAUUGGACCUGAACAGUUGCAGAUCUAACAAGAACUACUGCGUCAUUAUUGCCAGAACCAAUCAAGUCAGUUUCAGUCAUGGCUGGUGGGUCAGUCAAUGGAACUAGUUCGAGCUCAACAAGAGGGAGAAGUUGUGGAUCAAUGUGUAGAGAAGCUUGACAAGGAUGGAGGAGUCAUAGAGUUGUUGAUAUCAAAUGUUUUUGUGGUUAAAAUGUUGUAGAGCAACAAUUUCAUGUGUCAAUCUAGGAAGGAAGUUCAGUGACCAAAUUAUGUCUCCACAAUUUUUCUCAACGACUAAAAUGAGUCUUCACUCAAAUAUUCGUCUUAUUAUUUGCCAGUUUCCAAUACCAAUUAAUCAUUAAGUAUACCUUUAACAAAUAUCUUCAUUUGUUGUAUCUCAAUCCAUCUUACUACUCUACUAUUUUGUACUUUUUUUUUUGUCAGGUAACUUAGUGACUAAACUCACACACCUUAAGUGUGGAGAAGUGGGAAGUUCUUGGCUCGAACCCAUACCGCCAUAUAUUUCAACUUCCCUGCAGCUA
Medicago truncatula (barrel medic) is the source of this 1676-nucleotide messenger RNA. RefSeq lists its product as uncharacterized. The record is from RefSeq and is a predicted model, not a curated record. Bases 130 to 969 code for a protein of 279 amino acids. The transcript is spliced from 7 exons. Lineage: Eukaryota; Viridiplantae; Streptophyta; Magnoliopsida; Fabales; Fabaceae.